CCGCCUUCAAAGGGGCAAAGGGGUGGAACUAUAUUGUAGUUGGCUGGGAUGUGACAGUUUUGUUUUUAAUAAUAUGUAAAACUGUUUUGUGACGGCGGUGCAGCUGUCGGAGAUUGUGUCUCACUCACGAAGUGUUGAAAAAGUCUGAGGUAGUUGGCAACAGGGCGUACGUGAGAGUUGGUAAAGUGUCCGUUUUCUGUUCGCGGUUGUGAGGAGUAGCAGGUAUUGACCAUCGGGCACGAGCAAGGCAUUUGCGAAGUAAGGGACCAUUGAUCUCUAAGGGGCCCUUGAACAGUACCAAGCAAGACGGAGAGAAGCAGCCCCGCUGGGCGGCCGAUUGGUCGGCACUCCUUCUCUGUUCAUGGCAGCUCCGGGGUGAAUAAGAAUGACAAGUUAUUACUGCUGGUGUAGAAACGGACGGAAGACUGUGUGAAGACCAUUAUUAAUGCUCAUUACUAAUUUCAAACAAAGCAAUGUCGCUUUGCCGUUGUGCGGUUAAACAUAGCGACUCUGACAUGGAGAGUUGCCACUCUUCUGCCAGCUGUGGGCUGAAGAUUAAUAUGUUUUGGACCCCUGAGGGCCCCCCAGAUAUCUGUUAUACACAGGGAACUUUCACUGCAGAGGAUGUUUGUAUACAAGCAGCACAGAAGAUUGGAGUCACUCCUGUUUGUUACAGCUUCUUUGCAUUGUAUGACACAAAAGGACAAUACUGGUACAGUCCGAAUCACACAUUUGCAAUUAACAAAGACACAAACAUAAUUGUUGAUUUCCGUAUAAGAUUUUACUUUCGAAAUUGGCAUGGUUUGAAUGAUAAAGAGACAGCAGUUCACCGCAGUGCAACAAGACAUUAUGAUUCAAGCGGAGAGAGACAGAAGAGUGACCUAGGAAACCCCAUUUUUGACCAAUCUUCCUUAAGAUACCUAUAUGCCCAGGGACAGCGAGAUUUUAUUAAUGAUGUUGCAUCACUGAAGGAUUUGAAUUCUGAACAGGAGCUGCACAUAUUUAAGAACGAGUGUCUUGGGAUGGCUGUGCUUCAUUUAUCACACAUUGCCGUUCAUACUGGCAGGUCAUUGGAGCAGGUUGCACAGGAAAUUAGCUUUAAAGACUGCAUUCCUAAGUCAUUUUGCAAGCAGCUUCAACAGAACAAUUACCUGACAAAAUUUCGCAUCAGAACUGUGUUCAGAAAGUUUGUGCGAAGAUUUAACUUACACACAGUAAGUUCUGGGAAGCUUGGUUUGCAGGAUAUUAUGUACAAGUAUUUGUCAACCUUGGAGAAUCUGGCAGCCAGUUUUGGAGCUGAACUCUUCUCAGUGCUGUCCUUACAUACUUCAUCUGGGACUGAAAACAGUAAUCCCUAUGUUAAUGGACGGUGUUGCAUUGAGAGCAUGACAGGAGGUUGCACACCCAUGGAAGAAUCGCCAACUUAUGAGGUUUUCGUUAGUGGGUCAGUGGGAAUUCAGUGGAGACCCAUUCAGAAAGUGUCAGCAGAAAAUGGCAGCUGCAAGAACUAUUUUGGUAGAGGCAAGAAAAUGAAAGGAAACAAGAAUAUGUCUAAUUACCCUCCUCCAAAUGUACACCCAUGGAGCCAUUUCUGUGAUUUCCAGGAGAUAACGCAUGUUGUCAUCACAAAGAAUCUGGUCAACGUGAACCGGCAGGACAAUAAAUGUCUGGUGCUGGUGCUACCGUCUCCUGAAGUGGCACUAUCCUUUGUAUCUUUGGUUGAUGGCUAUUUUCGACUUGUCGCAGAUUCCCACCACUACUUGUGCAAUGAGGUAGCUCCACCGCGGUUGGUGCUCAGCAUCCUGAAUGGCAUUCAUGGCCCAGUGCACGAAGAUUUUGUAAUCAGCAAGCUAAAGAAAGAAGAAAUUAAUGAGGGAGUAUGCAUUUUUCGAUGGAGUGCCUUCAACUUUAACCGGAUAAUCAUGACCGUAAUGAACAAGGAGAGAUCUCAGACAAAUGGACUGAUGAAUCAUUUUCAGUACAAGCAGUUUCGAAUUCUGAGAAAGGAUACCUCUUUCGUUUUAGAAGGAUGGGACAGAGAAUUCUCCAGUAUAAAAGAAUUGUCCGACAGUUUAAGAGGGUGCACACUAAAGUGUGGAGAUGAAUGUUAUGCAGUGAAAAAAUGUUGCCUGCCCAAACCAGCAGAAAUCUCUGAUUUGAUUAUUGUGCGGAAGCCUAAGGAUACUGCAUUGAGGCAGUCAUCUAAAACCCUUAAUUUGAGCCAGCUGAGUUUUCAUCAGAUACGGAAGGAAGAGAUUACUCAGGAGGAUCACUUGGGUCGUGGAACUAGGACUAACAUAUAUACCGGUAAAUUGCAUGUUUGGGGAGGUGAUGAUGGACUGAAUGACGAAUACUUCUCUGAUGAAUGGAACAACAACAACCGAAGGGACAUCCGGGUUGUGUUGAAGGUACUUGAUCCCAGUCACAGAGACAUUGCCCUGGCCUUCUUUGAGACAGCCAGUUUGAUGAGUCAAGUUUCACACAUUCAUCUGGCAUUUGUUCAUGGAGUUUGUGUACGUGGUCUAGAAAAUAUUAUGGUUGAAGAAUACAUAGAAUUUGGCCCUCUGGAUGUUUUCUUGCGGAAAGAAAAAGGAAGGGUGACCCCAGAAUGGAAGUUCACAGUGGCCAGGCAGCUGGCAAAUGCUUUGAGCUAUCUGGAGGACAAGAACUUGGUCCAUGGAAAUGUUUGUGCAAAGAACAUCUUGUUGGCACGAAAAGGAUUAGAAGAGGGUACUGUUCCAUUUAUUAAACUGAGUGACCCUGGAGUAAGCUUCACUGCACUUACUAGAGAAGAACGCGUUGAACGAAUCCCUUGGAUUGCACCUGAAUGUGUCCAUAACAUCAACGACUUAAGCAUUGCUGCAGAUAAAUGGAGUUUUGGCACAACCUUGUUGGAGAUUUGUUAUAAUGGUGAUGUUCCGUUGAAGGAACGUACACUGUCAGAGAAAGAGAGAUUUUAUGAAAAAAAGCUGAAACUGCAAGAGCCAUCGUCUCCAGAACUUGCAAGCUUUAUUAGCCAGUGUUUGAACUAUGAUCCAAGUGAGAGACCAUCUUUUAGAACCAUUCUCAGGGAUCUUACCCAUUUAAAACCUAUAAAUCUUCGAGAUGAAGAUGUGGCAGUACCUGUAGAUCCUACUGUGUUCCUGAAGCGGUAUUUGAAGAAGAUUCGGGACCUUGGGGAAGGACAUUUUGGCAAGGUGAGCCUCUUCUUGUAUGAUCCCAACAAUGAUAGAACAGGAGAGAUGGUGGCUGUAAAGUCCUUAAAAUCAGAAUGUAGCAUACAACUUCAAGCAAGUUGGACCCGUGAGAUCGAAAUUUUGAAGACACUUUACCAUGAAAAUAUAGUCAAGUAUAAAGGCUGCUGCAAUGAGCAAGGAGGUCAGGUUGUUCAGCUUAUAAUGGAAUAUCUUCCUCUUGGCAGCCUGCGUGAUUAUUUGCCAAAGCACAACACAAGUCUUGCACAGAUCUUGCUUUUUGCAACACAGAUAUGCGAGGGAAUGACUUAUUUACACUCCCAACGCUAUAUCCACAGAGAUCUGGCAGCUCGCAAUGUGCUGGUUGAAAAUGAAAAUUUGGUAAAGAUUGGUGAUUUUGGCCUAGCUAAAGCUGUGCCUGAGGGUAGUGAGUACUAUCGAGUUAAAGAGGACGGCGACAGUCCUGUGUUCUGGUAUGCUGUUGAUUGCCUUAAGGAAGGAAAGUUUUCAUUUUCUUCAGACGUAUGGUCCUUUGGAGUUACAUUGUAUGAGCUCGUAACUUGCUGUGAUGUCCACCAGAGUCCCCCAGCAAAAUUUAUUGAAAUGAUUGGCUCAACUCAGGGUCAAAUGACUGUGGUGAGACUUAUUGAAUUGCUAGAGAGAGGGCAUCGUUUGCCACGCCCAAAGGACUGCCCAGUGGAGAUUUAUACAUUGAUGAAAAGUUGUUGGGAGAAUGAAGCUUUCUGUCGGCCUAAGUUUCAGAACCUCAUUCCACUACUGAAGUCCUUGUAUAACAGGUUUCAGCCUGUCUGUGCUCCUCCUGUGGUCAGUGUAUGUUAGGACAUCCAGCACUACUCGGUUUCCAUUCGUACCUUAUUCUUAUUGGCUAACAGAGUGAGGACCAUGUAUCUGAACAUGCACAGGCUGCGUCAGUGGUAGCAGAGCUACCAAAAACUUGGUUAAUUUUGUCAAAUUACAGUUGUUUCUCUGGCUGCUAUGCUAAAUUUGAGCCAAGUAAAUCUGAAUGUAAUUAUGGACAGUACAAACUUGGAGCAGAACGUGCAGAUCUUUUACCUUUUUGAGAGAACCAUUCAUUACUAAAGGGAAUGAUGAAAAGAUUGUCCCUUGUAGACAUCUGAACAACAGAACUGCUGCUAAUGGAAGAGUGUAGGAUUUUUAAAAUCCCUGUUUCUUGACAAGUAUUAACUCUUGAAGCGUUUUGUACAGUGCUGCUUCAGUCCUUCCAAAGAAAACGGUUACUUUGUCAUGUGCGAAUAUCUUUUGUAUAUCGUCCAGCAGUGAUAGUUGUUUGAAACGUGGUGGUAGCAGCCAUCUUGGAACUUUUUAAAUUUUCCAGUCCAGUUAAACGUUUCGGUGUAGUUUGCCAAAUUUGAUUGUGGAAAUCACACACUGGAGUUUUGGCUUGAUGAGAGUUCUUUCUUAAAACUGCCUCAAGUCAUUAAUUUUCCAUGAAAAGAAACAUCUUGGCAUUGACUUUGAAGAUAAUUGCCGAUUUUAAUAUAGUGUAAUAUGCCUUACAGUGAUAAAACUGCACAUUACUUUAGACUCCUUCAGUGCUGUUUCAUUUUGGGGCAGCACUAUUUUCUGUUAUUACAGUGCUUAAUAAUUGUAAAAAUGUAAAAUAAAAUUGGGAUAGUUUGGUGCCAGUGCCUUGUCCUGCAGCAUUUACAGUUGACCAAGAAGGAACCUUGUACCUGUGAACUUUGAAGGAAAGUUUUUCAUUUAAACGAGUUGGCACAUGCAUUUAAAAUGGUUGUACAGAAAAAAAGCAUUAUAAUGUUCACUUUUUUGUAUUUUAUUUUUUAUUGUUUGUUAUUCAUGUCAUUUUUGUUAAAUAUUUCUGACCUUUAAAGCAUCUUUAGACCU
Protopterus annectens (West African lungfish) is the source of this 5081-nucleotide messenger RNA. RefSeq names its product tyrosine kinase 2 (gene TYK2). The record is from RefSeq and is a predicted model, not a curated record. The transcript is spliced from 25 exons. Gene Ontology annotation, cellular component: cytoskeleton; cytosol; membrane. Gene Ontology annotation, molecular function: ATP binding; cytokine receptor binding; non-membrane spanning protein tyrosine kinase activity. Bases 474 to 4034 code for a protein of 1186 amino acids. Gene Ontology annotation, biological process: intracellular signal transduction; peptidyl-tyrosine phosphorylation; cytokine-mediated signaling pathway. NCBI's taxonomy places the organism in Eukaryota, Metazoa, Chordata, Ceratodontiformes, Protopteridae.